Rhagoletis zephyria (snowberry fruit fly) is the source of this 1004-nucleotide messenger RNA. RefSeq lists its product as uncharacterized. The record is from RefSeq and is a predicted model, not a curated record. NCBI's taxonomy places the organism in Eukaryota, Metazoa, Arthropoda, Insecta, Diptera, Tephritidae.
UCUAAUUCCAAGCUUCAAGAUAGAACAGUUAUGUUUCUUUAUUUGCUCGGAACUUUUGGUAAUUAAUACAGUUUUAAUAAACAUUCUUGUUUACAAGCUUGUCUAAUUGUUCAUUGCCAAAAAAGGUACGACCAUUGGCGGCUGCAGUGUUCCGCGGGGUUGAAAAAGAAAAACGUGCGAUGGCAAACACAAACCGGAAUAAUUAUACCUUCCAGGGAUUUAAAUGGUCUAGGGACACGACAUUGUUGCUAAUCUCAUUAAUAGCAAAAAAUUACAUUCAUUUGCAAAGUGGUGUGAAAAAGAUCAUAUUUCAACAAAUUGCGCUUGAAAUUAACGAACAACUGGGAACCAACCUGGCUUUUGAUCAAGUCGAGUCGAAAUGGAAAGGUCUAAAACGUACCCACAAAAGGGUUAAAGAGUCCAAAACGCAACUGAGUUGGGAAUUUUAUGAUGCAGUUGACGCAAUCCUUAAAAAUGAUAUUGAGAUAAAUCCUGUCAUAACUGCAACAUCUGAGAAUACAUGUGUUGCUGGUGGUGAGCCGGAAUUUGAUUUUGUUGAAUACAUUGUAGAUUCAGAGGACUCAACUAUUCGACCAAGCAGUAAAAGAUGCAAAAAAAAUGAUCACCGCUAUCCUGGAGAAAAUCGAAAUCGUCGAGAGGGUAAUGCAGACCGCAGCGGUAAGCAACGACAAAGGCGUCGAAGUAGUGACGUAGGCAGAAGCCGUUGGGAAGCACGGAGACGUCGAAGUAGUGAAGAUAGUCCAAGCGGAUAUGAAAGCAAACCACUUCAUGGAACUCGGAACAGCCGGGAAAGUGCAGAAGAUGCCAGAGAGAGGCGGCAUCAGGAAAAGAUGAAAUUAGCCAGGAAAUUUCUUGCCAUAUUCGAGAGAAUGGUGGAUAAAAUUUAAAAUUAAAUGCUUUGUUAUAUUUAAGUAUUUGUACUAUACAUAUGUAUGUAAAUCGACCUUUUGGCUAUAAAAAAAAUGCAAUACUUGUUUAUUUCA